CAGAACGCGAUUCACGUGCCACGCGCUUGAUCACGCUCUGUCUUCCUCAGAUUCGACCAGCAUGACCUCGACUCCUGGUUCGACUCCUGGGCCUUCCGGAUACUUCAGUUCCGUCCAAAUUCCUACCUCUACGCCAUACAGUCCCACUCCAGCUGCGACGCCCACCAGAGGACGCUUCAGAGGUGCCGCCCCUGCUAACACGACCGUCAGGCCGGGAACCAGUCCCGCGCCAGGGACACCGAGACCUCUACCUGGAGCCACGGAAGCGGGGACUCCUAAAACUCCUGCUGCCACAGGAUCUCUACUGCAGGGUGGCAUCUCGGCGCGGCCUGCCACAGCUUCAACUUACUCUUCCUACUUCCCUACCGCAACGUCCAGCACACUUGCAUCGAGCUCGUUUCCUGCAGCGUAUGCAUCCUCAUUCACCCCCUCAUCUCCCUCGGUCUUCACGGCGCCGACUUCGACCUAUGCGUCAAAUGCGCUGUUGAGUCUUGGUGCAUCCAGUGCAGGAACAUCCCGGGCUGCGGUGGCCAGUGCCUUGGACGAAGACGGAGAUGGAGACGAUGAACUGCUCCCAGGAAUGGCCGACGAAGAUUAUUCUGCCCAGCAGUCCUUCCAGAGUCAAUCAAAGGAUAAUCUCAAAGUAUUGAUGGACAACUUUUCCGACCUGCAGUACGACCGGUAUGAGGCGUAUAGACGACACGCUCUCCCGAAACAGGCGGUACGGAAGGUCAUUCAGCAAACUUUGGGAAUGCAGGUAUCUCCACCAGUCGCCCAAAUAGUCGCGGGUUUUGCCAAAGUCUUCGUCGGUGAAAUGGUCGAGAAAGCCCGAGCUGUGCAGCGGCGACGAGGGGAAACUGGACCACUCUCUCCGGAUCAUCUUCGUGAAGCUUACCGAAUGUAUCAGCAGGAAACUGGCAGUGUUGGAUGCGCCCGUCCUCUUAGAGGGAAAAAGCUAUUUGUUCGAUGAUCAUAAACUUGCUUUUACAUUGCUUAGCUUGUCUCUGACAUGAUCAUCAACCGUCUAUGCACUCUACCAUCAAUGCAAUGGCAAGCGAUCAAGCCUUGUGUCUGCGAAGCUUGAGUGCAAGCGCCCAUGACCGGAACCUCCCUGCACGCGCUUCCGUCCGAUGUCGUUUUGCAGAUCCUUGUGUAUCUAGACGUUCUCAGCUUAGUCGCGUUAUCAUGCGUCGACACACGUCUCAAAGCGCUCUCGCAAGAGCAUAGUUUCUGGUUCCGACCACUCGCGGAGGCGCAUCGCGUCCGGCCUCUCGCGUGUCCAGCCGCAGAUGAUCUGUCCUUACGCACCGCUGCCGAGCUCAGGAGACUCGCGCUGCACUCGCUCAGACUCGAGCGCAACUGGUCGACUUCAUUCCCGUCCGUCGCGAAGCCAGUCAAGACGCUGGCCUUGACGAACCACGACGAGAUGAUGCUGAAUAUACCCGGGACGAACCUGAUCGUGCUGGAAGACUGGGAAGAGGCAACGCUCGUUUGCAUGGACGUGGAGACGGGCGAGCAGAGCGACGCCGUGCGGAUUGGUGCCAUCUAUGACAUGUCGUCACCCGUGGAGGAUAAGGCUAGUUGCGCUAUGUCCGCGCUGUCGGUGAUGUCUGGGAACCAGUUGCGUGCAUCAUCCUUCCCCUGCUACAAGCCUGCGGUCGCUCAUGGAUCUGUUCGUCGGGGUGGUUCGCCAAACGGAGGGCAGAUCACUGGAGAUACAGACAUUCAAUCUGUGUUCCAACGCAAUGCCUGGUUCUUUGUACUGAUUCGCGCCAAGCCAGCUGUAGAGAUUAUGGGCUCAGUGGUGUUCGACAGGACGAUCUAUCUCGUUGUGCUAGUAGGCACGAAUGCAUUCGUCUAUGCCUGUCCCGAAAAGCUGCUUGCCAUCGGAUCACCCUCUGCAGACAUAGACUACACCAUCCGGCGCAGCCACGUCGCGCGCGUCGCUUUGUCCUUUCCGACCGAUAUCACGCGCGUCUGCUUCCCACGCUCCGUUCUGUCCUCAGAACCCCGCUCCGGCCGAAGUUUCAUCUCCGUAACAGAUGUACACGCCCGCCGAGGGGCGACGACGGAUCGUUCUCUCGAGGUCACGUUUUGGCGACGCCCUUGGUCCGAAAGCGACGACGAAAGCGCGCAGCACAGACUUGUGUUGCCUGUGAAGACCGUGGUCGUGGAGGGGAAGCUGACGGAGCACCCGGCCAGUCACGCCGAGCCGCUGAUCAUCGCCAAUUCGGGUCUCACAGUCCUCCUGCUCGUCGAGGUUCCUGAAGCGGACUCGCCCAAGAUGCUUCUGAUACGCUACGAUCCCGCCGAAAAGACGGCCUCCACGCACGAGCUGAGAUUCGACGCCAGCGAGUCCGGAUUGGAUUUGAAGGCAGUUCGCGGAAUCACUUUGGAUGAUCACAUCGGUGUGGUCAUGGCUGUCACAGAAGACAAACGCCUGCAUGUCAUUCCUUACGCAUAG
Mycena citricolor is the source of this 2464-nucleotide messenger RNA. NCBI's taxonomy places the organism in Eukaryota, Fungi, Basidiomycota, Agaricomycetes, Agaricales, Mycenaceae. The record is from the annotation of a GenBank genome assembly.